Molecule: messenger RNA, 2080 nt
Organism: Nicrophorus vespilloides
Lineage: Eukaryota; Metazoa; Arthropoda; Insecta; Coleoptera; Silphidae
Gene: mthl5
Product: probable G-protein coupled receptor Mth-like 5
Exons: 6
Coding region: 612-1979 (455 amino acids)
Biological process (GO): cell surface receptor signaling pathway
Cellular component (GO): membrane
Molecular function (GO): transmembrane signaling receptor activity
Source: RefSeq, a predicted model, not a curated record
GACGGCAGCAGCAAUUAGCUAACACUUCGGCCCACCUUUUCCCAUUUGGGGGGUCUGUGUUAUUGUUAGGUGAUUACGCGUUUCCCGGAAGUAUACGCACGUAAUCCAGGUGUGCGUGCGUAUCGAGUCACAAGGGUUGACGGAUGCGUUAGGGGAUUUCGAUGAGCGUCACAAAGCGGGUGGGGAAAAACGUGUUAACGGUUUAUUCUCAUGUUAUACACACUCGAAUGGAAAGGCCGGCCGCAUAUGGUGUAAACUCCUUUUAAUAUUCCUUGAAAAGGCAGGAAAAAAAAAAGAAGAAUACAAUAAAAUAGCAUUCUCUGCAUCCAUCUGCCUCCGUAAAAGAAGAAAGAAGUUGUGUGUGAUGGUGAUGGAUCAUCGUAUUUGGAAUCAGAAGAAACGAGUUUACGCGCGCGCGCCACUGGAAUAUCAAACAAACAAACCGACCUACCAAUCAACUCACCUACACUCACCUACCUACCUACCUACCAAUAGAGUAGCUAGCAGAUGAGCGAGAGCGCUUUGAGGUUAAUCGUUCUUAUUGGAGGGGAGCGAAACAGAUUUGAUUCGUACGCAAUUCCAGCAAAGAGAAGAAUUUAUUCACAAUAAAGAUGAGCACACUGUGGACCAUAUUAUCAACGUUAAUAGUGUGCGCUUGGUGCGACCCGUCUUUGUCAAAGGUGAGGGUGAACAAGUGCUGCGAAGAAAAUGAAAUCUAUGUACAAAAUUACUGCACCAACAUCAAUGAAACCAGGGAGACCAAGUGGAGGCCCAUUUUCACCAGCGAACAUGGCAGAUCCAAUCAGCAAAUUGACUACUUCAUAGCUACAGGCUCUCCUGACUGCGGCUCCCAUCAGCAGUGGUCGAUCUACCACUAUGUCAACUCUCAGGAUGUCCUCAGAUUGCUUCCAAAUGGAAAACUGAGACACUACAUAAAUAGACCGCUGGAGGGGGAAGAAGAGGAGUUUGAGGAAAUGAAUAAGAAGAAGAUGGUGUUCUAUGAUUAUGACAGUGGCAAGUAUUGCCUGGACAAGAGGGUCGAAAAUGGAACUUUGUCUGAAUACGCUCUCGUGUGUGAUCCAAAACACGAGAAUCAUUGGACAAACGAGAUGCUGAUGCGAAACAUUGUUAAUCCGGUGACGCACAUCGUUGCGAUCGGUUGCUUCCUCGCCGUGCUCAUCUUCUUCUUAGUGAUGCCGCCGCUCAAGGACCUGGUGGGUCGCGUCCUUCUGACCAUCACUCUGUGCCUUCUGAUCAAUCAGGUCGCGGAUCUGAUCAGACUAUUGACAGUCUUCAAGAGCAACGUGAGCAUAAUUGUAACAGAGACAGUAUCGUACGUGAGUCUGCUGGGUGCGUUCUUUUGGCUCAACAGUUUAGGCUAUUGCAUUUGGAAAAUAUUCAAAUCCCGCAACGCUUAUUUACGUAUGACCGAUUACAGGCAGUACCGGUAUUACUCUCUGUACGCCUGGCUCAGUACGGCCGUUACCGGAUUCCUCGCCAUCUUCGCCCACUACACGCUCGACUACGAAGUGGUCAAAUCGCAUUUCAAAAACGACGAACAGGAGCAGAUCGGUUCUCUGGCAAUGAUAAUAUUCUUCGUGCCCGUUGCCUUUACGGUUUUGGUGAACGUGUUCAUCGUUAAGACGAUCAUCAAAUUGCUCCGGACGAGACGCAAUUCCGGUCAAAUUUACAAGCAGCUCAAAAGAAGUUUUCGGAUGUUCGUGCUCGUAUUCUUGGUGAUGAGCGUCAACUGGGUGUUUUUCCUGAUGUCUUUUUCCACACUCGACGGACUCGUCUAUUGCUACAUCAUCGUGAAUACCUUCCAGGCACCGCUGUACCUCUACAUCUGCCUAAUCAAAUAUCCGAAGAGCAUAUCGAAGAUGAUUCGCGACACCUGUUGCUACGACAAUUGCCGACAGGAACCGGAGUACAAAUGGUCAUCGGCGACGCCAAUGCGACUGCACACGACCGACUUUUAAAAAUCGAAACGAAAAUGGUUCAAAACUCGCAAAAGUGUACUUAACUAUAUAGCUCGACUUUUUCGAUAUAUACGAGAAUCUCAUUUCAAAUAUAUAUAUAU